This is a messenger RNA of Conger conger (European conger), 2440 nucleotides long. RefSeq names its product receptor-interacting serine/threonine-protein kinase 1-like. The record is from RefSeq and is a predicted model, not a curated record. Gene Ontology annotation, molecular function: ATP binding; JUN kinase kinase kinase activity; protein binding. Gene Ontology annotation, biological process: signal transduction; protein phosphorylation. The transcript is spliced from 11 exons. NCBI's taxonomy places the organism in Eukaryota, Metazoa, Chordata, Actinopteri, Anguilliformes, Congridae. Bases 386 to 2194 code for a protein of 602 amino acids.
GUUCUCGCUGCGGGAAGAGUGUGUGAUUUGUCGAAGUUUUUCAUUCAAUUUAUUUGUCUGUUGCGGCACGUUUUCAUCCAUUUUCCGAACGGCGUCGAGCGAAACAUGUCAACGUAAAAAUUACGCAUUCUAUCACAAGAGGUUUUGAGUCCUACUUGAUCUAUCAUUUCGAUUUGGAAUUACCUGCUGAACUUUGGUGUAUAGCUAUUUUGAUAUAGCAGUGGGCCGGUAAAAGCGUUAUAGGCUACAUACAAUACAAUCUGAAGUACCGUAAAGUGGAAAUGAUGUAUGGGGAUAACUGCCGGAUAAUUAUCGUACAUUCACUGCACAGAGACUGACCAGCCACCUAUGUGGUGGGUCUGCGGGGGUACGGUACAGAGUUGCCAUGGCUACGAGUCAGCUCUCCCCUCUGAUCGCCGGGGCAGACCUGGCAGAGAAGGUGCCCUUGGACAGCGGCACCUUUGGGAAUGACGUUUACCUGUGUCACCACAAGACUCACGGUCAGCUGCUUAUUAAAACGGUCUGCACCGGACGACAUCUCAGCGAGAGUAAGAAGAGAUCGCUUCUGAAGGAGGCCGAGCCGCUGCUCAGGCUCAACCACAGUCGUGUCGUGAGAGUCCUCGGCGUUGUUCUGGAGGACGGGCCCUCGUCCCUGGUCAUGCAGAUUUUCCCCAAAGGACACCUUUUGGCUAUACUUGAAGAAGUGCCUGUGCCCAUAUCCGUCAAGGGGAGGAUUAUUUUAGACAUCCUGGAAGGAAUGGUUUACUUAACCACCAGCGGCAUCGUGCACAAGGACCUGAAGCCACAGAACAUUUUGGUUGACGAGGAUUUUCACAUAAAGAUCGCUGACCUGGGAUUGGCCAGUUGCCGGUCCUGGAGUAAGCUGACGAUGGAGGAGUCGCACAGGCACAGCAGGAAGGGAGCCUCCAGCAAAUCAGGCACCCUGUUCUACAUGGCCCCGGAGCAUCUACAGAGCCUCAACACGCCCUUCACCGAGAAGUCUGACGUGUACAGCUUCGCCAUCAUCACCUGGGUCACCCUCACCAACAUGGAGCCCUACAGCAAUGAGGAUGAUCAGGUGACGUCGGCGGUUUGCAGCGGCAGCAGGCCAGAUGUGAGCCGCGUUCCACCGCACACGCCGAGGGAGAUGCUAACCCUGAUGCAGGAAUGCUGGCAUCAGGAUCCGCCCAGACGGCCACCAUUUUCAGAAAGCCAUAACUCCUUCCAGUACUUCUACAGGGAUGAACUGGAACAAAAUGCAGAGAGAGAUUUAAAAAGUCUUACGGGUCGAACUGCAAGUCCUGAUCUCACGGCUGAGAUGAGUGCCCUUUCACUGAGUGAGCCACUCUGGCAGACAGACGCUGGGAGCGGGUCCGUUGGGCUGUCGGCGGAGACCAGUGUGGAAGGCCCUCAGGCCCGGGACGGGCUGUGGUUCGGGUCGCUCCAGACGGACGCGCUUCCCGCCCGGCGUGACCACGCGCCCCACGGAAGCUUCGUCAGCUCCCCGGACCUGAGCGUGCCGCCCUGCCCCGGCCGCCAGCGGCCCGUCCAGAGCGGGGACGCCUCGCCCCCCCGCGCCAACGUGCCCUUGCGGGGCAGGAGGUCAGAGAGGCUGAGCAAAGCCGAGGCCUGCAAAAACUGCACCCCGCAACCCGGCAACCCCCGAAUCCGGUCCUGGCCCGUGAUCCCGGAAUGGGAGGGGUACGGCAGUUGUGCCGGGGCAGACUCCGCCAGCGCGCUUCACCGCCAGUGUUCAGCUGGUGUGUUCAUACAGCAUGCGGUUGGGGUACAAAUUGGAGAUAAUAACCAUAUGACGAUUGGAAAUGAGGACUAUGGCGAGGACUUCGAGCCCAGUCCGGCGGACCUGUUGCCUUAUGACGAGCUGUUGCAGAAAUACGAAGACCGCCCGGUGCGGAAGGAGCAGCUGGAGCUGCUGUCCAAGAGCAUCGGGCAGAACUGGAAGUGCUGCGCGCGGAGACUGGGCCUGAGCAACGUGGAGGUGGAGACCAUCAGCUACAACUACAACGGGGAGGGGCUGCGCGAGAUGGUGCACCAGAUGCUGGAGAAGUGGCAGACGAAGACGGGCGCGGUGGGCUGCACCGUGGGCGGGCUCUGCCGCGCCCUCAGGGACAAUGUCGGCAUGGACGUGCUCUGCCAGCUGCUGCGGAUGUGCCAGGGCGGGGCCACUCCCUGACCUUCCCCACGCAGAGCCGCACAGCACCCCUCCCUAACCCGCCCUGCAGAUCCACACAGCACCCCUCCCUGACCCUCCCUGCAGAGCCGCACAGCACCCCUCCCUGACCCUCCCUGUAGAUCCACCAAAUGUGCCAGGGCGGGGCCACUCCCUAACCUUACCCAGGGAACCACACAGCACCCCUCUCUGACCCUCCCUGUAGAUACACACGGCACCCCUCCCUAACCCGCCCUGCAGAGCCACACA